Rotaria sp. Silwood2 is the source of this 207-nucleotide messenger RNA. The record is from the annotation of a GenBank genome assembly. Lineage: Eukaryota; Metazoa; Rotifera; Eurotatoria; Philodinida; Philodinidae.
AUGGUUGGAAAUAGAACAUUCACAAAUUGUUCAAAACUUGUUAAAAUUAAUCUUAAAAAUAAUAGUGUUGAACAAAUUUAUUCAAUUUCUAGUUUAAAUCCAUCUGCAGGAUUUGCUUCAAAUGAUGUUCAAAUUGGUUCACGAUAUGCAUUUUUAACUGAAUCUGAUCUUGGAUCAAUAGUUAUUAUUAAUUUAGGAAAUGGUUAA